Anneissia japonica is the source of this 999-nucleotide messenger RNA. Its product is annotated as fatty acid-binding protein, liver-like. Bases 82 to 495 code for a protein of 137 amino acids. The transcript has 4 exons. The record is from RefSeq and is a predicted model, not a curated record. NCBI's taxonomy places the organism in Eukaryota, Metazoa, Echinodermata, Crinoidea, Comatulida, Comatulidae. Gene Ontology annotation, cellular component: nucleus; cytosol. Gene Ontology annotation, molecular function: fatty acid binding. Gene Ontology annotation, biological process: fatty acid transport.
UUCGUCAUUCAGUGUUCCUCUGUCAUUCACAUCAGGUCGUCCAUCCCAAACAGCUCUAGGCUAACAACUUUUAACGCAAGUAUGUCUGCAGACAAGUUUAAAGGUGUCUAUGGCCUCCACAAAAGCGAAAAUUUCGAUGCCUACAUGAAAGCCCUUGGGGUUGGUAUGGUGCUGCGAAACCUUGGCAACACAGCAAAACCUACACUGACUGUCACUGUGGAAGGCGACAAAAUGACGUUUCAUUCAAAGACCACUCUAAAAACAACCGUAAUUGAGUUCACGAUAGGAGUAGAGAGUGAAUCGACAACUAUGGAUGGAAGAAAGAUUAAGUCGACAGUUGUUUGGGACGGUGAAAAAUUAAAGGAAGAACAAGUAAGUGUGGACGGAAAGGGCAAACCAACUACGAUAGUAAGGGAGAUCAAUGCAGAUGGUGAUUUAGUCAUCACAUGCACUGUUGACGACAUUGUUGGUGUUCGUGUCUACAGAAAGAAAUAGAGCUAUAUGGUUAUUUUAGUGGGAUGAUGUCUCUACUAGGCAUAUAAGACUGUUGAAAAUUAUGUUGAUUGUUCAAGGUGGUGAUCAUAACGUUAAACAAACACCGGAAAUGAGAGAGUUCGAGAAUGUUUGGACAGAAGAUCCAAACAAUAAAUGAUCAUGACAUGGCGGUAUUAUUUUCGAAGUUACUUCAGUGUACAACCUAAUACCUCCAUGUCAUAAAUGUAGUGUAAUACGAAAAGUUUCAUAUGAGCUUCACGAAGUUCAAAAUAUGAGAAACAAAACUAGGAAAUGAUGAAUCAUGCCGGAAAUGAGGAUGUAAUCCUUUGGGAGUCAAUGAUGAAAUGUAUCUGAACAUAAUCGAUUAAAAUGAAAAUAUAUAUAAUAUAUAAUAGAUUUAUAUAAGGUGUUACCAAAACAGCAGUAACUAAUUUAUUCACAUGAUUAUUGACUUUUAUUGUAAUCAUGACGGAUACUGCAAAUUAAACUUCUUCCAGUUUUAAA